AUGGAUCGGUUUGUUAUCAAGAAACCAAAAAAAGCCAACACCUCAGUCUCGGUGGUUAACACUGUGCCUGAGCAUGUUGCUGCUAAAAGUGCAGAAGAAGAUAUUUCUGUUGGUUCCGAUCAGUGCAGUUUACACUCAGAAAAUGUACCAAUUGAUGACGUAGUGUGUAGCAGUGUAUUACAAGCUUCAAGUCUUGAUGAAGCUGAGGAUGUUAUUUUUUUUAGUUCAGAACAGAGCUCAUAUUCAAAGCCAUCAGACAUACAAACUGAUGAACCAGAACCAAUGUGUAGUUCCAGUGAGUGCCAAGCAGCAGGUCAUGACCAAACAGAAGACCUUACAUAUUUUAGUUCAGGUCUUUCAAGUCAGAGUACUUCAUAUUCAAAAAAGCAAUCAAACAUAGCAGCUGAUGAUCCAGUCUGUAGUAUUCCCCAAAACAGAUUUGAACGCCAGAAUCGAGUAGCUAGAGGCCCCUAUCAGCCAAAACUGAGCAUGUUUCCGAGAACUAAAAUAGGGAAUAAAGAAAGAAAUUUUCAGAGUGAUUGGUAUGGAAAAUACAGGUGGCUCGAAUACAGUCCAGCAAAAGAUGCAGCAUUUUGUUUCUACUGCCGUUGCUUUUCUUCUAAUGAUGCAACACAAAAAGGUCACGCUGAUCCAGCCUUUAUUGAAAAGGGAUUCAGAAACUGGCACAGGGCUAAUGAAUGUUUUAAAACUCACCAACAAUCAAAAUCUCAUAUGCUGAGCACUUCUGCGUGGUCAAGCUUUAGUGAAGGAAAACAUAUUGAUGUGUUACUAGAUGAGAGCAAGAAAGUUUAUCUGUCAAAAAAAGAAGAAGAAAGGUGCAAGAACAGAAAUCUUAUGAAGCGACUGAUUGACAUUGUUCGGUGUUUGGGAACAGGUGGCAGACCAUUUCGAGGCCACAAUGAAAAAGCCGAUAGCCACGAGAGAGGUUUAUUUCUAAAUAUUGUCAAGCUACUAGAAAAAUAUGAUCCUGUCAUGCAAAGACAUUUGCAAGAAUCUCCUCGAAAUGCUACAUAUCUGAGUAACCGCAUCCAGAAUGAUUUAAUUAUGGCCUUACAUAAUAUUGUGCAACAAAAAAUUGUGUCAGCAAUAAAUGGAAAAAUGAUCUCAAUAAUUGCAGAUGAUACUGCUGACUGUGGACACCAUGAACAGAUGUCUGUUGUAGUACGAUAUUUUAAUAAUGAACAGCAAAGUCCAGUUGAGCAUUUUGUUUCAAUUCAAAGGCUUUUAAAAGUUGAUGCUCAGUCGAUUUUUGACCAAAUAAAUAAUGUUCUUGAAAUUAUUAAAACCGACUGGUCAUCGGUGAUCUCUGUGUGCUUUGAUGGAGCAUCUACUAUGUCUGGGUGCACUGCAGGUGUUCAGAUGAAAUGUAAAGAAAAAAACCAUGAAAUACUCUAUGUACACUGCUAUGCACAUUGUUUAAACCUUGUCCUAGUUGAUGCAUGCACCUCAAGUAGACAAAACAGAACAGUGUUUGACUUCUUUGGCAUUAUCCAGACUCUUUAUGCCUUCAUGGAGGGAAGUCCUGUGAGACAUGCUGUAAUGGAGAAGAUUUCUCAAGAAGUAGGAACUCAGCUGAAGACUCUAAAGUCACUGUCAAACACAAGGUGGGCAUGCAGAGCAGAAGCAGUGGCUGCAGUAAAAGAAAACUUCUCGGUUAUUUUACAGGCCUUAAAUGAGAUCAUUGAAUCAAGUCGCUUAGCUGAUGCUAAAAUAAAAGCAAGAGGUCUUAUUUGUGAAUUAAAUUCUUUCAAGUUUAUCUUUGCUCUGCACAUGAUGCACCCUAUUCUCCAAAUGGUGGUAAAAGUUAGCAAGACUCUGCAAGCAUCAAAUCUCAACUUGCUUACUGCAAUGACAGUGGUGAAAAGCCUGCGCAACUCCUUGGUUUCCAUGAGAAGUGAAACAGAUUAUUUUCAGUCCAUUUUCCAUGACUGUGAAAAAAAGUGUGCCGAAAAUAACAUCGCCAUUCCCCCAGUUAGGAAGAGAAAACCUUCUGUCCUUCUUGAUGAAGCAGCAGCACAGUCUCAGUAUCACUAUGAAACAAAAGAGGAGCAGGAGAGGAUAACUUCAUUUUACCCACUAUUGGAUUCAUUGAUAACUGGUAUUGACCAGCGAUUUGAACAGGAGUCGUGUGAUAUUGUAACAGCAGUAGGAAAACUGCUAAACUUGGAGAUUCCUAAAGGUGACAUACAAAUCCUUGCCAACAAAUUUAAGGUGUCAGUGGAUGAAUUGGAAGCAGAAGCCAAACUGCUAAGGGAGUAUGAUGGACCUACUCCUAAAGGUUGCACCACAAAUACCAUCAAAGAGUGGCUUGAUUGGUUUAAAGAAUCAGAUUGA
Pelobates cultripes (western spadefoot toad) is the source of this 2355-nucleotide messenger RNA. Lineage: Eukaryota; Metazoa; Chordata; Amphibia; Anura; Pelobatidae. The record is from the annotation of a GenBank genome assembly.